Molecule: messenger RNA, 246 nt
Organism: Thlaspi arvense
Lineage: Eukaryota; Viridiplantae; Streptophyta; Magnoliopsida; Brassicales; Brassicaceae
Source: the annotation of a GenBank genome assembly
AUGGUACAACCAAAGAUCGCUCUCCGUCUUAAAUCGGUUCAUUACGAUUACUUUGAAGAAGAUUUGUUCGGAUCCAAGAGUGAUCUUCUUCUCAAAUCGAACCCGGUCCACAAGAAAGUCCCGGUUCUCAUCCACAACACUCAACCGGUUCUCGAGUCCCUCAACAUCGUUGAGUACAUCGACGAGACCUGGAACUCAUCUGGACCGUCCAUUGUCCCUUCCCAUCCUCAUGAUUGCGUCUUCUGA